Messenger RNA from Diospyros lotus (date-plum), 2130 nucleotides. Its product is annotated as cysteine-rich receptor-like protein kinase 7. NCBI's taxonomy places the organism in Eukaryota, Viridiplantae, Streptophyta, Magnoliopsida, Ericales, Ebenaceae. Gene Ontology annotation, biological process: protein phosphorylation. The transcript is spliced from 9 exons. The coding region runs from base 1 to 2130 and encodes 709 amino acids. Gene Ontology annotation, molecular function: protein kinase activity; ATP binding. The record is from RefSeq and is a predicted model, not a curated record.
AUGGAGUCUCAUUGUUCAAGAUUCUUGCUAUUCUUUCUAUUCAAUUCUCUAAUCAAGUCCUUCACCAUCACCUCCGGUGAUCCAGUAGCCUUCAUAAAAUGUUAUUGUUCAGAAGCUGGUAACUAUACCAUUGGUAGUCCUUUCAAGGAAAACCUCAAUCUUGCGCUCUCCUACCUGCCAUCAAACACCAGUUUAAAUAAUGGCUUUUACAAUGUCUCAGUUGGCCAAACUUCUGAUAUAGUUUAUGCAAUCUCCUAUUGCAGAGGAGAUGUGUUAUCGGAUAGCUGCACGAGAUGUGUUCAUGAUUCUGUUCAAGAGAUCUUCCAUUGUUGUCCCAACCAGAUGGAGGCUUUGGGAAUUUAUGAUUACUGCAUGUUAAGAUACUCAAAUCGCUACAUAUUUGGUGUCCUAGAGACUCAACCACGUUUUAAUUGGAGCUCUGAAGUAAUUGUCAACAGCACAAAUCAGUUUGAACAGGAACUGGAAAGCUUGCUGAAUCGUUUGGUUGCAGAAGCAGCAUGGCAAUCUCAAGGAAAGAAGUUUGCUGUCGGACAAUUAGAUAUGACAUAUGCUCUUGUGCAGUGCAGUGAGGAUUUAUCAUCACUAAAUUGCAGCGUAUGCUUGGACUCGGCAACUAAUGAUAUCUUAAAUUUGUAUGGAUGGGAGACAGGAGCACAAAUUCACAUGCCCAGCUGCAAUAUAAGGUUUGAGGUUUAUAAAUUCUACAAUUCUACCCCAGGUGGACCAGCCAUCCCACCUCCCAGCAGUGCACCCCCGCCGCCUCCAACAAAUUUUAAUAACUCAACUGGAAAGGGGGGAAGCAAGAUUUUGGUUAAGGUAGCUAUUGGUGUUUGUGCUUGUGCUGGUGCUGGAGGUCUACUAGCAGUACUACUUAUUCUUGUUCGGUCACGUAUCCGAUCUUGCAUCAAUAACAUGAUGACAGCAUUAACAGACAGUAGUAUCGAUCUAGUAGCCCGACCAAUCGAAUAUCGAAACAUUAGUUCUCCAUUCACAAAUAUUGAAAGUCCUGAAGCUAAUGGGAUCCCUCUUGAUUUAGGACUCCGAUCAUAUCAAAAUGGCCCGGCAAAUCCAUCCUCUGAAGCUAAUGGGUCAGGUCGUGGUUCAGAAGCCCAGUUAUAUGACAAUGCCAUUAUUGGUGCCGAGGCAAAUCCACCUUCUGAGCCUGACAGAGCCGGCCCUGGGCCAGGGCUACCAGGGCCACAGCCCAGGGCCCACAAUGAGGCUACAGUUCCAGAUGGACAAGAAAUUGCAGUGAAGCGGCUGAAGCCAAGUUCCUGCAAUGAUGAUGAAUUAAAAAAUGAGGGAACAGAAAAAAUCCUUGUCUUUGAAUUUGUGAAAAAUGGAAGUUUAGAUAAGUUCAUAUUCGGUAAGUUCUCGUUGCCUCUAUUCGUGAAUGAGAGAGAGGACAUCGACAGUGAGAGAAACUUCACGGUUUCUUUCAUACUGGAAAUUGUUGGAGGACUUCUUUAUUUGCACAGGGAUUUCGGAACUCGCAUAAUCCACCGCGACAUAAAACCAGCCAACAUACUUUUAAGUGAAAGUAUGGAGCCUAAAAUUGCAGACUUUGGGAUGGCUAAAUUGUUCAGAGACGACCAAACUCAUUGUGAAUCAAGCAAAAUUAAAGGAACAUUUGGAUAUUUGGCUCCUGAAUAUGCCAAUUGCCGGCGUUUCUCAGCACGGUCAGAUGUAUAUAGUUUCGAUGUGCUGGUACUGGAAAUUGUGAGCGGUCGAAGGAACAAUUCUGUUGAUCGCGGGGUUCACUUGCUUAGCUGCGCAUGGAUAAGUUUGAUGAGGAAUGACAGAGUUUCAGAUCUCUACGAUCCAUCAAUAUUGGGAAGUAACCCAUCCGGAGCUAUUGAUCAAAUAAAGAGAUGCAUCCACAUUGGGUUGUUGUGUGUUCAAGCAAAUGAAGCUCUCAGACCAGAAAUGGAGGAAAUCGAUACAUGGCUCAAGGACUCCUCUAUCCAACUACCACCACCUUUGAAGCCACCUUUUUUUGUGCCAAGUGAUUCUGAGAUGCAAAUGUCUGUGCCAAUUGUUGGUUCAUCCACAUCGUCGUCAACAUCGGGCUAUCAAUCACUACCCAGCCAUACCUCUGGUAGUAGCUAG